AAGCCCAUUGUGUCGCCAAACGUCAAAAAGUGCUAAGCAAUCAAACGGUAAAAUGUUCAAAGUGCAGUGCGUAACCAAGUCAAAGAACAACUAGAAAUAAAGGAAGAACAUAGUGUAAAGGAUUCCCCAAGAGCUUGGCUGUGCGCGCUGUGGGCGCUCGUUGACGUAAAAUUGUGUUGCAUACUUUUGAGCUGGCCGCGAAAAUCACUGCGAACAUGUUGUUUUCGAAGCGCAUACGUGGAGGCAUCAGCGAGAGAAGCAGUCGCUGCAAUUUUGGAGCAACGCGCCCGCAAGCCAAGGCCAAACAUUCGCAGCAAUGGCAACACUAAUCCCAGCGGCAGGAUGCAACUCAGCGAGCGCACAGUCCUCACAUGUUGAGGCCACAUAUGAAGAUAUGUUCAAGGAAAUCACACGCAAACUAUACGGCGAGGAGACCGGCAACGGUUUGCACACGCUCGGCACUCCGGUGGCUCAGGUGGCCACCAGCGGACCCACUGCGGUGCCCGAGGGCGAGCAGCGCUCGUUUACGAAUUUGCAACAAAUCGAUCGCACCGCAGCGCCCAGCAUUGAAUACGAAGCAAGUGGUGCUGCGGGCGGUGGCAGCGGCAACAACGUGGCCACAACCCAGGCCAAUGUAAUCCAACAACAACAACAACAACAACAGCAACAGCAGCAGCAGCAACAACAAUCAGAGUCGGGCAACUCUGUGGUGGUCAGCGCGAGCGGCAGCGGCUCCUCUGUGGUGCCGGCGCCCAGCGUCGCCGCCGUGGGCAGCUUCAAGUCCGAGGAUCAUCUGAGCACAGCCUUCGGCCUGGCAGCGCUCAUGCAGAACGGCUUUGCAGCCGGCCAGGCGGGCCUGCUGAAGGCCGGCGAGCAGCAGCAGCGCUGGGCGCAGGAAACCGCCGCAGCCGAGCAGCAGCAGCCGCAGCUGGUCCAGUGGACCACGGGCGGCAAGCUGCAGAGCUAUGCGCACGUCAGUCAGCAGCAGCAGCAACAGCAGCAGCAACAACAACAGCAGCAGCAGCAACAGCAGCAGCAUCAGAGCACGCCCAAGUCCAAAAAACAUCGUCAGGAGCACGCGGCAGAGCUGAUUUAUGCCAGCCCCUCGACAUCGGCCAAUGCGGCACAGAACUUGGCCCAGUCCACGCCCACCUCAGCGCCCACCAAUUCGAGCAGCAGCAGCGGCGGCGGCAGCAACUCGUCCGGCGGCAGCCGCAAGAAAUCCUCCCAAGCACAGGCAGCCGCCGCCGCGGCAGCUGCCAAUGGUGUGCACAUAGUCAAGCGCUAUGCGUGCACCCAUUGCCCGUACUCAACGGAUCGCCGGGAUCUGUAUACACGGCACGAGAACAUCCAUAAGGACGAGAAGCCCUUUCAGUGCUAUGCCUGCCUCAAGCAGUUCAAUCGCGCCGAUCACGUCAAGAAGCACUUUCUGCGCAUGCAUCGCGAGCUGCAGUACGACAUCAACAAGACGCGACGCCAUGUGCCCGCCGGCAGUGGCUCCGGCGGCGGAUCCGGCGGCAGUGCGCAUCAUGCCGGCGGACGCGGCAAUGUGACGAUCAAUGCAACGGGCGUUAACAUUGACAAUGCGUUCCUGGAGGCACAGCGACAUCCCACCUCGACCAGCAUGAGCAUUGUGGAGACCAUCGAGGCGGUGGCAUCCGCCGCCGACAUGCCGCUGGCCCAGCUCAAGCAGGAGAAACUGGACGAUGGCUCUGUGCUGCCGCUGCAUGUGGGCGCCGUCAUGAACAGCGCCCAGCAGCCGGUGGCCAGCUCCAGUUCCGGCUCCGGCAGCAGCAGCGCCGCCGGCUCUGGCCUGCUGAAGCCCAAGCGCGAGAAGCGCUUCACCUGCUGCUAUUGCCCCUGGUCGGGCGCCGACAAGUGGGGUCUCAAGCGUCAUCUCAACACCCACACAAAGCCAUUCGUCUGCCUGCUCUGCGACUACAAGGCGGCGCGCUCGGAGCGCCUCGCCACCCACGUGCUCAAGGUGCACAACAAGCGAGCCUGCAGCAAGUGCUCCUAUCUGGCUGACACGCAGGAGGAGUUCCAGGCCCACAUGAGUGAUGUGCAUCCGCACGAUAAUCGUCCGGCGCGCAGCAGCAGCAGCAACAACAACAGCGGCGGCGGCAACAGCAACAACAACGGCAACAACAAUGGCAGCAACAAUGCAACACAUAGCCAGAACUUGAAUGUCUUGCGAACGAUUGGCAACACGCUGGUGGCCAACAAUCAGCUGAACACGUUCCACAAUGCCGGCAAUGCUUUUGGCUCGUCGGGCGGCGGUGGCCAAACCGUUGGCAAUGUGAGCGGCAGUGGCGCCGUUACCAUCUAUACCACCACCACCAAUGAGGGUGUGACUGGAGGCGGCGGCGGCAGCGGCGGUGGCGGCGGCGGCAACAUCACGGGCGGCCCCUUGCAGGAGAUCAUUGUGAAUCCCACGUCGAUGGUGGGCUGGCGUCUCAGUGCCAAUGGGUCUCUGAUACCGCCGCAUGAUCUGCUUACCGGCAGCCUGCCGAAUGCGGCCACACAGAAACGCGGCUCGGAGCGUUUAUUUCAAUACCUCGAAGCCGAGGGCAGCGAUCCGGAGGACUAUGCGCGUCUGCUAAAAAUGGACGCCAUUAGUCGCAACACAGCUUCGGUCGCUCAGGAUUUUCAUAAAGCGGGAGGCGUGCACGAGUUGAAAAUACCAGCUAAUCAUCAACUCCUGUUCAAUAAUAAACUGCCUUCGCAAUGGACGACACGAGAGGCUGCUGCGCUACUGCACAGCCUGAGCAGCAUGGGCGGCCAUCACAGCGGCAACACCAACAGCAGCAGCAACAUCAACAGCAGCAGCAGCGGCGCCGGCAGCGGCGGCAAUAUUGCACAGCGUCAAAAGUUUGGCGUGAUGCGUGCCAGGCAACACUCGACGGGAGAGGAUGAUGAGAAUACGCCCUCGUCGGCAUCGUCAUCCUCGUACUCGGGCGAUGAGUACAACAUGUCGGGCGCAACCUCACCAAUGAAACUGUCACGUCAUGCCAACAGCAACGGUAAAAGCCUGCGAGCUUCUGAUGAGAGCGAGCACAAAGAGCAGAACAACAAGGCGUUGAUGGCAACGGCAUUUCUGGAGGCAGCAGCCUACGAGCAAACGGCCAUCGAGCUGCUCGCCAGCAAGCGAAAGCUCAAAAUUGAGUAUGACGAAGAUCAAGAGAAUCAACAACAACAACAACAACAGCAGCAGCAGCAGCGAGUGCAGCUUAUUAAAUCGUCUCCCGCGUAUAAACUAAACAACAACAACCAUAACAAUAAUAAUAAUAAUAACAACAGCAGCAACAACAGCUAUUUCAAAGAGAAAUCUUACAGAAAUGCCGUGCUUCAUCGUCAAGAUGAUAAAGAGAACAACACCAGCAGCACUGAGGCAACAGCAGCGGCAGCCGCAGCAGCGACGGCGGCAGCAACUGCUGUUGCUGCUGCGGCAGUGGCUGCAGUAACAGUAACACCAAACAGCAGCAGCAACAACAACAAUAAUAACAACACACCCUUUCUCACACAAAUGGAAUAUCAGAAUCUCAAUCGCAUUGGAACACAAUUUCAGAAUUAUGUUAAGGAUAUUAUUAACAAAUACUAUGCAGCUGAGACGCCCCUAAUGCUGGCUGCUGCCGCAGCAGCGCUGCCUACAGCGACGACAACAGGUCAGCAGCGGGAGCGAGAGCGUGAACGUGAGCAAACGUUGUCGCCCAGCAAGCGGCGACGCCUGCUGAGCGAGACCGAGGAGUACAUAGAGUAUCUGCGCAACAAGGAGGACAUCACGCUGACCAUAACGCCCAAGGUGCCUAACAGCAGCAGCGGCAGCAGCAGUAACAGUGCGCCGUUAAAGUCAACAGCAGCGCCGGCUUCACAGCCGCAGUCGCUGCUCAAACGUCAGCUGGAUCUGGCAGCACCGCGCAAAAGUCCCAAGAAAGUACCAGCAGUAAAUCAACAUGCCCUCAACAACAGUAGCAUUACCAACAACAUCAAUAGCAACAGCAACGCCAGCAGCAGCGCUGCUAACGCCUCGCGCAAGUCCUUGAAUCAGCUGGCAACGCUGCUGCCCCUGCUGGCCGAUGCAGCUAGCAAGCAAGAAUAUUUAACGGCACCGCUGGACUUCAGCAAAAAGUCAGAGGCAGAGACGGCGCGCAGCUCACGUAAACAGUCGCAGCCAAAGAAAAUACGUCUCGCCCCCGAGGUGGUCGUAGCCAUGCUGCGGGACAAGCAUCUCAAUAAGCUGGUGCAUCAGAGAUUGGGCUGCGCCAGCUGCACGGCCAACCGUCGGCGCAAUGGCGGCGGCAUAAGCUUCAACUACCACACGCUAGGCUCUCUGGCGCUGCAUCGGUUUUGGAAGCAUCGAGCUUUGAAGGUCGCGUCGCGCGAUUGUAGGCAGUGCAGCGCACGGUUUGAGCGGCGCUACAGUUUACAGCUGCAUCGCCGGCUUAGGCAUGCCAAACUGUAAAGCGUACACAAACUUUAAGCUCUCUCUCACUCUCAAUCUCUCUCUCUCUCGUUGAGAAAACACACUCUCUCAUUUAUUUUAGCAAAUGUUUUGCUUGCCAUAUACAUUUAUUAUGCAUUAGGCGUAACAUUGAAAAUUCAUUAAAAAUUUGCAUUUAUUUGUUAAAUUUUAAGUUGUGAUGUACCUGAAAUAUGAUUUCUCUUUACAAAAAAAAAAAAACAAAAAACAAAAAAUGAAAAGAAAACAAAAAAGAAAAAUAAGAAAAAACAAAGAUAAAAGAACGAAAAUCAUUCAUAAACAAUAAUGUAGAAAGCAGCGCCCACAUUUCGAUAAAUUUCCCAUUAUAUUAAUUGUAUAAUUGAGGUUAUGUAAAAGACACACACACACAUACACAGGCACACUCACGUUCUAGUGUUAAAAAACGACAAAAAAAACCCUUAAACUUAAAUAUUUAUAAAGCACACACUUAAUAGAAUCUAGGCAGAGAUAUUCGAUGAGCAUUUAUCAAAUGUCUUGAGUUUCGUUGCAAAAUCAUUUGUGAAGCAAAAUAGCUUUAAUUUGCCAUUAAAAAACAUCAGCAUUUAGUUACUUAAUACGAGUAUAAUUUUUGCCAUUUUCAACAUAGCGCGAAUGUUAUUUUCUAGUUGUUUAAGUUGUAUUCUCUACACACACACACACACAUACACAUACACAUACAUAUACAUAUAUAUAUAUUUAAUUUAUACAACAUGAAUGCAAACCUCAAAUACCCUUUUGCCUUAUUUUUUAAAUUAAGCUUUAAACAACAUGAACAUUGCAUAUUGUGUACAUUUAUUUAGUUCUAGUUUUAGUUUUGAGCAACAGCCACGCCCACAAUGCCCACAA
Messenger RNA from Drosophila novamexicana, 5326 nucleotides. It is a transcript of the gene chn, whose product is annotated as protein charlatan. The transcript is spliced from 7 exons. The coding region runs from base 317 to 4462 and encodes 1381 amino acids. Lineage: Eukaryota; Metazoa; Arthropoda; Insecta; Diptera; Drosophilidae. The record is from RefSeq and is a predicted model, not a curated record.